Messenger RNA from Leguminivora glycinivorella, 1974 nucleotides. RefSeq names its product medium-chain acyl-CoA ligase ACSF2, mitochondrial (gene Acsf2). Bases 209 to 1936 code for a protein of 575 amino acids. The transcript is spliced from 12 exons. The record is from RefSeq and is a predicted model, not a curated record. Gene Ontology annotation, molecular function: medium-chain fatty acid-CoA ligase activity. Gene Ontology annotation, biological process: fatty acid metabolic process. Lineage: Eukaryota; Metazoa; Arthropoda; Insecta; Lepidoptera; Tortricidae.
AUUAUCAAUUUUAUUGUUAAUGAAAAUAGCUAGUUCUCAUAAUAGUAACAGGCUUAUUAAAAUAUCCGUAAUAGCAUGCAGUAUAAAUAAGUUUGCAUAAAUACAUACAAAACAAGCUGUCUUUUAACCAGCCAGUACGCGACAUAGACUGGCGGUGAUAACAGUGUGUUGAGUAGAUUAAAGUGAAUGUCAAAUUAUUAAUUCAGCCAUGUUAAUUAAGAGUCUUAUUUACGAGCCGUUCAAUAUUAUUUUUGGCAAAAGCAUCAGGCAUGCCAGUACCGCACUUUCCAAUGUCAGUUAUCUACAUAAUCCUGGCACCGAACCUCUGACUUACGCCACAAUAGGCCAGGCAGUUGAGGCCAGCGCGCACCGCUACCCCGGCCGGGUAGCCGUGCGCUCCGUGUACGAACACCGCACCCUCACCUACGAGCAGCUACUGACAGAAGCAGAUGCUUUGGGCUGCGCCCUAAGAUCUCGAGGGUUGGAGAAGGGAGACCGUGUGGGUAUCUGGUCACACAACAAUGCCGCUUGGAUCGUCGCUAUGGUCGCAGCGGCGAGGGUCGGCCUUAUCUCCGUAGCUUUAAAUCCGGUGUACGAGAAACCUGAAUUAACGUACUGUAUAAAGAAAACAGAAUUAAAAGCCAUUAUUAUCGGCGAUACCUUAGAAAAGGCUAACUAUUAUAAGACAAUAGAGCAGUUGAUACCAGAAGUCCAUCGGCAAAAAGCUGGAUCAAUAGAGUCUAGAGAGUUCCCUAGUUUGAAGACCAUCAUUACGUGUGAUAAGAAUGCAUUACCAGGCACAUUCACAUAUGACUCCCUGGUGGCCAAUAAGCAUGACGCGUCACGGUACGGCGCUCAAGUAGACCCGGACGAAGGCGCCAUCAUCCACUUUACAUCAGGAACUACUGGUGAUCCAAAAGCAGCAUUGGACUCGCAUUUCGGAGUAGUAAAUAAUUCGUAUUUUAUGGGUAAAAGGCAAAACCUGCACGAAGGCCAUGAAAUUACGUGUGUUCAGUCUCCGUUAUUCCAUGCCCUGGGUUCGGUCAUCACGGUAGCGUCUGCGCUCCGCCAUGGGACGUCACUUGUGCUAGCGGCACCUACCUACAACGUUGAGGCAAAUAUGAAAGCUCUGCUAUCUGAAAAAUGUACUGUUAUAAAUGGCACACCGACGAUGUUCGUGGAUCUCGUGUCCCUGGCUCGGAAGACGGGAGUGAGCUCCAACCUGCGAGUAGCUUUGAACGGCGGCGCGCCGUGUAGCCCGCAGCUCAUCCGGGACAUCAAGGAGCACCUCAACGCGCGCACUGUCUCGAGCUUAUUCGGAAUGACUGAGACGACAGCAGGAGUGUUUCAGUCGCUACCCAACGACAGCACUGAUUUGGUUGCCGGGACGGUCGGCUACAUACAUGAUCAUAUUGAAACUAAAGUAGUCGACGAACAAGGAAAAGUGGUUCCGUUCGGCAGUUCAGGGGAGCUGAUGGUGCGGGGGUAUAAUACAAUGAUGGGCUAUUGGGGAGAGCCGGAGAAAACCAGACAAGCUCUAGGGAAAGAUGGAUGGCUGCACACAGGAGACAAGUUUACGCUGAGCGAAGAUGGGUACGGGCGGAUAGUGGGCCGGCUGAAGGACAUCAUCGUGCGCGGCGGGGAGAACAUAGCCCCCAAGGAGAUCGAGGACCUGCUCAACACGCAUCCCGACAUCGUCGAGAGCCAGGUAGUCGGUGUUUCAGACGAGAGGCUUGGAGAGGAGUUGUGCGCGGUAUUACGUCUGCGAGAGGGUUCCGCUGUCACUCUCGAGGAGGUGACCCGGUAUUGCUCCGGCAAACUGGCUAAAUUCAAGAUCCCUAGGCUAUUGAAAGUCACUGAAGAAUUUCCAAAAACGGCGUCGGGCAAGAUUCAGAAGUACAAGCUUCGAGACAUGAUCGAUUCCGGGGCACUUUAACAAGCAUGAGCAAAUAUAUUAGAGUAAGAGACGUAUGU